UAAAGAAUUUUCCCGCCCAACAUAACCGCCAUCUCGAAUUUAAUAUCCAAACAGAUCAGAAUGAAAUAGAAAACCCUAUCACUUCCCAAAUAAACUCAGAAAUCUUCGCUUUCGAGCUUCCUAUUUCUCUCAGGUGAACGAAGAUGGCAGGAAAAGGCGGAAAGGGGCUUUUGGCGACGAAAACAACCGCAGCUAACAAGGACAAGGAUAAGGACAAGAAGCGCCCGGUUUCUCGUUCAUCUCGUGCCGGUAUUCAGUUCCCGGUGGGUCGUAUCCACCGUCAGCUCAAGUCUAGGGCUUCAGCACAUGGGAGAGUUGGGGCAACAGCUGCUGUUUACUUGGCCUCUAUCCUCGAGUACUUGACUGCCGAAGUUCUUGAGUUGGCUGGAAAUGCAAGCAAGGAUCUGAAAGUGAAGAGGAUCACUCCAAGGCACCUGCAAUUGGCUAUUAGAGGGGAUGAAGAACUUGACACCCUUAUCAAAGGUACCAUUGCUGGAGGUGGUGUCAUACCCCACAUUCACAAGUCCCUAAUCAACAAAACCACCAAGGAUUGACUGCUUUUGUCUGAUUCUUAACUAUUUGAGGUAUUUUUAUCUGUUCCUUGUCUUUUAUAUCUAUGUGGUGUUAGUCUGUAGGAUUUUUGUUUUGGACUUUGGGAUCUUUGUUUAUUGUAGGAAUGAUGUUUGUUGGAUAGAUUUAACAGUUGUUUCUCUUAAUGUUUUGUAUGUACUUCUUUGGAAUGUUUAACCAUGCAAACAUUUCUUAAGAUUCA
Messenger RNA from Gossypium raimondii (Peruvian cotton), 772 nucleotides. RefSeq names its product histone H2A variant 1. Gene Ontology annotation, cellular component: nucleosome. Bases 144 to 554 code for a protein of 136 amino acids. The transcript has 3 exons. The record is from RefSeq and is a predicted model, not a curated record. Gene Ontology annotation, molecular function: structural constituent of chromatin; protein heterodimerization activity; DNA binding. NCBI's taxonomy places the organism in Eukaryota, Viridiplantae, Streptophyta, Magnoliopsida, Malvales, Malvaceae.